This is a messenger RNA of Acanthaster planci (crown-of-thorns starfish), 4364 nucleotides long. RefSeq lists its product as uncharacterized. The record is from RefSeq and is a predicted model, not a curated record. Gene Ontology annotation, molecular function: phosphatidylserine binding; calcium ion binding; calcium-dependent phospholipid binding. Gene Ontology annotation, cellular component: vesicle membrane; cytoplasm; nucleus. Lineage: Eukaryota; Metazoa; Echinodermata; Asteroidea; Valvatida; Acanthasteridae.
CAAUGGACUCGGAGGAGGCAACAGAGACGCGAGAUCGCGAGAUUGAGAGACGGCUUAAUAAUUUAUAACGGUACAACAGUGUAACACUGAUCACCAUUCACCACUGUCAAAAUCAUUUGUAGAGGCAUUUAUUUACUCUUUACCUCGAAGGGACAGCACAUUAUGGGUAUGCUGGAAAUCGGAUAUGCUUGGACAUUUCCGGACUUCUCUGCUCCGAUCGACAUGUUCGAAGUUGACUAGCGACAAGUGAAGUCAAGCGUCAUCACAUUUGUACGAUAAGGCAGUAACAGAGCAGAGCCUACACUUGUUACUACUUGCUUGAAGUUUCCAAGCUCUGCUGCACUGAAAAUGCUGAAAAUGCCACGCCAAACCGGUGCCUUUCCGCCAGUUAACAACCUCCUUCAGAAGAAAUGGAAUGCCAAAGCUUACAAGCAACAUUUAGAAAAGAGGAAAUCUGUGAAGACAAGCCUGAAUACCAAGACGCCUAAAUCCUACCUGCAUCUACAACUGAACCUCAAGAAAAUCCAGCUGGAGGAGCAGAGGCAAGAGGCAAUUGACCAGGAGAACCGCAUCCUUCUGGCUAAACUGACCAAGGUCAUCCGUUCAGCAGGACAGCUGGACAACUGGAAUGAAGACUAUGAUGAGCUGCCCAAAAGUUUGAACAGGCCUCACAUGCUAAGAGAGCAAGAGAGAAUAGCUGCUGAAAAUGACAAGAUAUCCAAACGACUCCUCAGCGUCACGGCAGAAUACAAUGUUGACCAAUGGGAGGAUGAUUACUUGCUUCAUGAGUACUAUCUGACACUGAAGGCCCAAGAGACUAAAAGCUUUGAGGUUGAAACGAGGGGCUUUGAAGAAGAUGAGCCCCAUUUCUACAACAGGGAUCAGGAGGUUGCCACCGCCAAUGGAUCUGUUCACCAGUCCGAGCCUGGGCAGACAGAGACCGAGGAGCAGGUCGAUCAAGUCAGCAUCAGCCCAUCGGGUACAAGCAAGAACAAGACAGUGGUGAACAAGAAAGCUCCCACCAUCUUCCGGAGGCCGAAGCCCCAGCCCAAGCUGCCCCUGCUGGGACACAGUAGGAAGAAAGAGGAAGAGAAGAGAAAGAGAGAAGCGGCAAGUAAACCAGCUCCAUAUGAUGACAAGGAAGAUGCUGCCAGGCUCUUCAAAGCUACCAAGGGAAUGACCAAAGCUGAGACGGCUUUCAUCCAUACCUUGGCCAGGAGGACCUACAGCCAGAGGCAACAGACCAAAGAGAUAUUUGAAAAGCACUAUGAACUGGACCUUGAGGUAGAGCUGAUUGAAGUCCUUGGAGAUGAGUGGACGGACAUCAUCAGCAUCCUCCUGGCCAAGCGAGAAAUGAUUGAUGCUACUGCACUGCGACAGGCACUCAAGGGAGAGUUGCCUUUGACAGACACUGUGAUGGGACUUCUGUGCACAAGAAAUAAUGCAGCAAUCAGUGUUAUCAAGAAGGCAUAUGCCAAGGAGUACGGCACCCAGCUCGCUGAUGACAUCAAGAGCGAGACCAAAGGCCAGCUAAGACAUCUCUUCCUUGCCGUAGCCAAGGGCACUCGCAUGGAGGGCAGUGAGAUUGACCCCGACCGAGCCAAGCAGGAUGCUGAGAUCUUGAACACUGAGUCUGAGGAGGAGAGAUGGAAAGCUGACACUGGCAAACUAGCAGAGCUGCUGCGAAUCGCUAGCUUCUCCCAGAUCAGAGAGGUCUUGGAACAGUAUGAGCAGCUGUAUGGAAGGAGAGUUAUGGAUGAGAUACAGCAGCAACUGGGAGGGGACUACAGGGAUGCUCUGCAAGCAAUGGUGAAGUGCCUGUACCACUGUGCCAUGUACAUGGCGGAGCGGUUCCGCAUCAGUCUGGUGAGGCAGAACAGUCCCAGUUUGAUCAGGCUCGUCAUCACCAGAUCAGAGAUUGACAUGCCACAAAUCAGGAAGGCAUACCGGCAGCGAUAUGGGGAGACCCUGAUGGACGCAAUCUCAAGCAUCUGCCAGGAGCCGUACAAGAAGGCGCUGAUCAACAUGGUGCUGGUGCACGGGUGCCCAGCCAAUCAGCAGGAUCAGCAGGAGGGUGAGACCAGAGGUGCCUUCAGUGCCACCAAGGUGCCCAGCCUCCCAAAGGUAACAUCCCCAGCCAACAAGACCAAGCCAGUACGACGUCCCUCACCCAAUAAAACAGCCACACUCAGCCCCACCAACCCCCUGGUGAAGAGUGUCAAGGCAGCACAGCAACAGCAACAGCCACCUGCCAAGGAGUCUAUUUUAGUCUCUAGGAGGCCGGGCGCAGUCCCCAAGAAGACGGUGACUGUAGUUGACCCAAGAGCCAAACAGACUCCCCCAUCUUCUGGUGGGAAACCAAGUGCCAUCAGGCAGAGCCCGUCCAAGGGGAAGAGACCAGUACUGGGCUCCAAAGUAGCACUGAGUUCACCGAACAAAACAUCUCGCAAGCCCUCCGUUGAAAAGAAAGAGAAAAGGAUAUCAGGAACUCCACGGAUCCUGAAAACAGACUCACAAGCCUCGCUGAAGACGGAGGACCCAAAGGCACAUGAAACGCAAGAAAAGCCAGACUCCCAAGAGAUCAUCAGCACAUCGCGAGGGACUGAUAACAGAGACGGGAGUGUGGUGCGCGAAAAGUCAGCUGGGGGUGUGGAUACUUCUGAGGUACAACCAAACAUGAAUGUCGCUCAAGGAACUAGAAGUAGUGAAAAGAGUGGCCCCGAAGAUAAAGUUGCAGAAAACGUUGAUGAAGAUUCCUCCCGGAAAUCUGUCCCACAGACUGAGGAAGGCCAGACAGCUGUUGUUGAUGAAGGCUCAUCUCAAAAAGAUGUCCCUCAGACUGGAGAGGGACAGACAAUCAUUGAUAAUAAGAAUGACGAGAAGGCAGUGGUCACCCAGACAAAUGAAGAGGGACAGACACAGGCAGAGAAGCAGGCCAUACUCCAGUCAAAUGGGACUCAGCAGGUCAAACCAAACCCUGAGGCCGAUGAUGGAAAAAAAGCAGCAGGCUCAACCAUCAAAUUGGAGAAUGCAGAAGAUGGCUCCAAGGAAGCAGGAAGAAACGAGAAGGAAACAGAGUGAAAAGGCCUGAACAAUAUAGUCAUCUCACCACAGGGAGCAGUAUGGACACCAGACAGGAACUCUAGACAGCACUGUGUUGCCAGCUCUAGAGAAGUGGAAAGAUUAACACUGGUGUACACAUCAAAAUUAGAGCAGAGAGUGUGCGGGCAGGCCAGUUUUCAUUUGAAUGUGCACAAAAACCUGCAUCAUUGUUUGAGGAGUGAUCCUUUUGUGAAUGGAGAACUACAGGAGUGGCUUGCCAUUUUCAGGACCAGGUGUGGUUGGGCAGGGUUGUCAUGAUUCCUAAAGCACUGUGUGUGCAUGAGGUACACUUCCCCUUUAUCAUUUUAAAGCCAUGUGUAAAACCAGCGUAUCUCAGUACACAGGCAAGCAUUUGCCAUGCAGCAGCUGUCCAUGGAUUAACUAGAGCAUAAACAUUCCACUUUUUCAUUUUGCUCAACUAAGAUGAAAAAACAGACUUCAGAGCUAGCCAUUCAAGAAGUGUGCUAAUAAGGGUACUGUGUAGUUGGAUCUAGUGUUAGUGGGAAGUCGAGUGUAAGCAAAGGAGUUCAGGUUUGGUUUCCUUGUCAGAAGUAAUGUUGCUUGUUGUCUGAAUGUCUAUUCCGUCCAAGUUGAUGUACAUGAAGUAUAUGUAUACAUGUAUUGUACAUGUACUUUCUUGAAUUAAGUUACAAUGUACAUGUAAUGUAUUAUAGACUCUCAAAUGUUACGUUUCAGACUUUUAAGAAAGGGUUAUGGGUUAUAUUUGAUCACUUUUGUUUAUAAUCAUGUUAAUAAUAGUAUAAAAGUCAUAUGGUAAACUACAGUGUAUUUCACUGUCUAUCCCAUCCUCCCUAUCAGAAAAAUAGUAUUUCCCAACCUGUGUGUAUUCACAGCAAUUAACACAGGACUGGAUCUGUGAUGAUUAACAAGUGUAUGGUAGUGUGUUGUGAACUUUAAAAAACGAAGGCACCUGUUGACAAUUCCAUUUUGUAAGUUUCAUUGGUUAUGAAAGGAAUCUAAAUUAAGAGACUAAACAAGGCUGUGAUGUCAAGGUAAGGCCUAUUGAAUACUUUAUUAGUACAUAGCCUGAUACAUUGUACUUGCCAACAAGUCAGUUGUACCCCCCCCCCGUAUUGUACAAAAAGGAAGAUCAAAAGGAUCCACGGACAAUGAAUCUAGAAGCAUUAUUAGAUGGUUGAAACAUCUAUUCCUGAUCCCAAUCCACACCAAAGACAAAAUAAGUUUUGUACACAAAAUCAAUCACAAAUAUAGCACCAGUACAUUUACACGUAUUGCUUGUA